Messenger RNA from Ostertagia ostertagi, 5478 nucleotides. The record is from the annotation of a GenBank genome assembly. Lineage: Eukaryota; Metazoa; Nematoda; Chromadorea; Rhabditida; Trichostrongylidae.
AUGGCCGCGGCUUAUGAUAUCAGCUUUUUCUUGAAGAUUGUUCAACUAUUGCUCCGCGAAUGUCUUCAUGGUGAAUGGCCAUCAGAAAGCAGCGUGCCAUUAGGACACACAAGAAUGAUAAGUCGAGGAGCAAUUCUGAGCUUGUUGGCAGAAUUAGUUAAAUCGUACCCUGGUGUUGCUUCUCUGAUAUGCGAGGCUAAAGAAGAUGGUCAGAGCGUUAUUCAUCAACUCAUUGAGCAUUUCAUCGAUGGUUCGCAGGAGAAAGAUACUCUUGGCUCUUUGAAAACGCUGAUUUCCAUUCUGGCUGCCUGCAAUCACUCUCCCAAAGCGCAGGAGUCGUUGGUGUCCGACAUGAAGGCAUCGCUGCUCGCAGUUGGAAACUCGUCACUUUCCUCUUCGGCGAUCUGUAGCAAAAUCACAGAGUUGUGUUCUUUGCUUGUUAUGAUGCUAGAUUCUUGCCCGUCGUCUAUGACUUCAUUGUCACAUUCACACCAUCGCCAUUUGCUUGGCGGAGCUCCAAGUUCAAUAACGAAGUUGUUCCACAAGAAAAGAAUAUGUAAUGACCUCGUGAAGACUAUCACGUACCUUCAGUUGUCGCAGAAGGAGGCUAUCGAUACAGUUAACACUGUACUGAAAACGCUCGAAACAUUGAUGAGAACCACGAAUUCAUCAAACUCUUCAGCUAAUGCAGCAAGCAUUACUCACGGAGCACGAAAUGUUGCUCGUGCUCAGGCAAUUGGCAUCCAUCAAUGGUACUGCUUCCAGGCUGUGAUCAAUGCUGCCGUUGCUGACGCUGUAAGGAUCCCAUCGCCGAGUAAUAGUAGGGACGCCGCCCUCAGUCAUGCCAUUGACUUGGGCCUACUCGCCAACAAUUUGCUCAACGAUGCACGUGAACUCAGCAAUGAGCAAGACGAUCGAAGUGACCCGAUGCUCGUUCGUGUCAGCGACAAUGUGUAUCUCAGCGAUAAUGAUCAGCCUCAAGAAAACGACCACCAUCGUGGUGAGGUAAUGGAUGAGGAAAUGGACGAAGAAGCGGUUGAGGAUUCGAUGUCAUCUGGUGAGGAAGACAAUGAAGAUAGAACUGUAGAAGACGAGGAGGGUGAUGACCGUGAAGAAGAUGACACUAUGGACGGUGAAGAUCAGGACGAUGAGGAAGAGGAAGAUGACGAAGAUGGUCGAAGAGAAGGGGAUGUGCAAGCGACUGUCAGGGUCGACGCAGAAGAAAGUGGUGAGGACGGCGAAGAAGAGGAAGAGGACGAUGAUGAGGAAAUGUAUGACUAUCCCGAAGAAGAUGAGGAUGCGUUGCAUGACAUGACUUUCGAUUUGCUUGAUCGGCCAGGAUUGUCCUCCUUUGGAUUUGACGAUUUCAUUUUUGGACCUCCUAUUGGAAUCAACAGAGAGCAUCGUGGGGCACGUCGAGAGCAAUCAAGCGCUGGCGUACAUCCGUUGAUGGUAAGGCCAGCUCACAUCGCUGAUUCGCAGCCAUCACACAACCAACAGUCUGCGCCCACGGUCAGUCGGCUAGAACGCAUUGCCAGGCUCGGCAACUAUCGAAGUCUUCUAUUGGACAGUGGAAGCGCUGGUAUACCAGUAACCCUGACUCGGCAAAAUGCUAUUCGUCGUAUUGGCGCUGCAGACCGUGCCCGUGUUGGUCCAACUAGUCAAUUCUUUGACAGACUAUUCGAUUUGCAUGCAAGAGAUCGUGGUGGUCCAUUGAUGAACAUGACGGCAGGGCGAAUUGUAAGCAUGGGGUCAAACUUGCUCGACAGCCCUGAAGAAAGGCGAAUGCGGCAGCCCGCAUCCGCUCCUUCUGCUCUAGAUCGAUAUACUGAUGGUGCUGACAUGAUGGACGGCGUGUCCAUGCAAUACGUCGCCAUCAUUAUAAAUAGUAUAGUGACUAGAGUGGCAAGAAAACGUGUGGAAGAGGAGAAGGCCAAAGAGGCUGCAGAGCAAGCAGCGAAAAAACUACUUGAGGAGAGCAGCAAGGGAACAUCAGAAAGUGCACCAAAAGCUAGUGAUGAAACGGGCACUUCGGGAGCAACGGCCACCGUGUUGGCCCAUCCGCCUACUGAAGUUGCGCGUCAAGCUUGGGAUGAAUCUGCUUUGGGCAAUCGAGAAACAGACGUCGCUACAGCACUGAGUGCUGGAGACAGCGUGACCAAUGGAGAUGCGUCUGGCUUACCGGUAGUCGAAGGAGAAGCCAUGGACACGUCAGCGACUGUCGCUUCUUCACUGCCAGAAGCAGAAGUUGAUGAAGAACGGAUGAUAACUCCCCCUCUUCCUGUUGUCUCGAAUGUACCGCAUGAAGGAGAUGAUGUACGAGAUGCAAGCGACAGAUCUGACAACUCUGGUCAUACAGAAACCACAACUGACGAACCGUUGGCGAAUGGCAGCACAGCUAGAACUGCUGCUGAAAAUAACGCUAUUCCUGAUGAAAUCCGUGAAAUUCUCGGUGUUGAUGCUCCCUACUCAUUUUUACUUGCAUUUUUAGUUGCUAAUGCCGUGAGAUUUUGGCGCAACACGAACGUGCAGUUCGUGAAGCUGAGGAGGCGCUCCGAAGAGCGAACGCACCAGCUCCUCCUGCAGCUCCGGAACCAGAAAUGGAUGGUGCAGGCUGUUAUCGCAUCUCUUCCUGCACAUGAAAGAACGCAGGUGCUAGCCGAGAUGGAUGAAUCGGAACUGCAACGUCUUCCGACCGAGAUGCAGGACGAAGCACGAAGAGCCCGCGCUAAUUUAGAACCACUGGUGUCCGUUUGUCCAUCAUGGCUUGAUUCUAUCACGGUCUCGGGUGUAGGUCAUAAUGAACGUGCGCUGAAGAUAGCCAAGAACGUGUCCAGAGUGGCUAUUCAUCCUUUGCUGUCUGCUGGACUUUCAAAGAACGUGCUCGACAGUCUUGGCACCAUUGCGAAGACUUACCCCGGACACUUCCUUCCCUCCAGUCUCCGAAAAACUUCGCAGCAGGCACAGGCUAAAGAUGGAACGUCAGAAAGCCAAUCGGCGCCUGUACGUGAUGCGAGUCCACCUCUCGACCUGUUCUGGGAACUGUGCAGGCAUCAUCUUGCAAGUCUCUCGCUGCUAAAGAAGCACGUGAAAGUGGCGAACGUAUGUCUCUGGAAAGUUCCUACAUGGGUCGCCUCAUGCGACAUCUCAGCAAAAAUCUGGUUGCUCAAAAAUGGACAAGUUCAGGAUCGUUUACUGCGUGUAAUUAGUACGAUAGUGCAAACUUUACCUAAUGACACUAUGGCGUUGCUGGGAAAUCUGGAAGGUCCGAAUCCGCUAGAAAGUCAACUGAAAGCUGUGAUCGAUGUUCUCAUGCGUGGAUCAUGUAGUAAUGAAGGCCUUGCUGACGGACGAACACUGCUUGUCGAGUGCAUGCGUGCUCUCCCUCCCUCUAUAACGGAUACUAUCUAUGAACAGCUGUUCACAGCCGUGCAAAAUGUUGGACUAGAACUACAACCACAGGUUUUUUCUGAGCUCAGCGUCUCGUUUUUAAAGGUCCUCUCUAGUUCACUUUUUGAGAUUCCAUUCCAGAUUGAACGGCUAAUAGAGGAGCUGGGUGAACCAGACACGACCACAUCAACGGAUGACCUUCCUUCCACUAGUAAGGCUGCAUCUGCAACAGUUGAAUCAGAUUCCACAGCGACUGGUGUAGGCACUGACCGUGACAGGCGGCUGGCUCGUACCAGAAUUGGGCGUUUGGUGCUUGAUGCAGAAAAUGGCGGUCGAUUUACACUGAGCGCGAGCUCAUGCCCCGAACUUCAACUCCCAGCAGUCACCAUGUUAACAGACAAGUCAGGUGCUCAGUAUAAGCUGUUGAGUGCCCUGCAAACUCUUUCGAAAAUACGCGACACUAUGCGUCAGAUGAAGGAGGAACGCCGCAAAAAGGAGGAACUCGAAAAGAAAAAGAAAGAGGAAGAGGCUAAAGCCGCGGAAGCUAAGCAAAGUGCUGAGAACAAAACGAUUGAUCCUGUUGCUGUUGACGAUGCGACAGCACCAACACCGGAAACGUCCCAAUCAGCUGCCGUACAAGAAGAAUCAACUCCUAUGGCCACUUCCACGAGUGCUGUUGACGAGGACCAAUCCAAGCAAUCAGCUGAGGAAACCAACGAAGAUGUUGUGUUGAGUCAUCGCUUGACAGGUCUUGAAGGUAUGUUUCAAAAUGAGAUGUUCUCUGGGCUUUCUCCUCACAAAAGUUCAAGCGCAUUUGCUUUAAGAGCUUUGGGAAGUCGUGUCAGCAUGCCUUACUUCGUCUUGGAAAAGGCAUCGGAUCAUCAUGCUGUGCUCGCACUUCAACCUGCAGCAGAAGCUUUCUUCCUGGUUCAUGCUGUACCACGCCCUGCGCACGCUGCAAGUGAUCACCAUCAUGACGAUCCCGAUACUUUGAAAAUGAUUGCGUUCGCAGAAAAGCAUCGAGAAGUUUUGAACCAAGUAUUGCGACAGAACAAUACCGCAUUGUCGCCAGGCGGUCCAUUCGCCGCUCUCAUCCAGUUCCCAAAGCUUUUGGACUUUGACGUCAACCGAACUUCCGUCGAGCUGAUGUGCAAGUUCAAGUCAGCGAUCGCAAAUAUUCUCGGACUCCUUCCGAGAAUUGUGAAGAAGGUCAAGAUGCGGGAGGUCUGCUUCGUGAAUGGUUCUCUGGUAAUUACAAGAGAGAUAUUCAACCCGAACUAUGCACUCUUCAUCACGGCACCAGGCGACAUGGUUACGUAUAUGAUCAACAAGGCGUCCUACAUCAAUCCUGAACAUCUCGAUUAUUUCAAGUUUGUGGGACGAUUGAUAGCCAAAGCUAUUUAUGAUAACAAACUAUUGGACUGCUAUUUCACACGUGCCUUCUACAAACACAUUCUAAAUCUACCGGUCAGAUACCAGGACAUCGAAAGCGAGGUGGAGGAGUUUGGUGUUCGCUCAAUCCGUGAUUUGAAACCAGAUGGAAGGAAAAUUGAUGUGACGGAUGCAAACAAGGAGGAAUACGUCAAGCUUGUGUGUCAGAUGAAAAUGACUGGUUCUAUUCGCAAACAGCUCGACGCAUUCCUCACCGGCUUCUAUGAAGUUAUUCCUAAGCAGUUGAUCAGCAUGUUCAAUGAACAAGAGUUGGAGUUGCUCAUUAGUGGCCUUCCCGAUGUGGAUAUUGAUGACUUAGCAAACAAUACUGAAUACAAAAUGUAUACAAAAACUAGUGCACAGAUUCAAUGGUUCUGGCGCGCGCUCAGGUCAUUUGAGCCAGAGGAUCGUGCAAAGUUCUUGCAAUUUGUGACAGGUACCAGCAAGGUUCCGUUACAAGGGUUUGCGAGUCUAGAAGGAAUGAAUGGCAUCCAGAAAUUCAGUAUUCAUAUGGAUUGCCGUGGUGGUGAUCGCCUGCCUGCUGCUCACACAUGUUUCAAUCAGCUCGAUCUUCCUCAAUACGAGUCAUAUGAGAAAUUGCGUGACUCCUUGUUGAUAGCAAUUCGCGAAUGCACUGAAGGCUUUGGUUUCGCAUAA